Messenger RNA from Osmerus eperlanus (European smelt), 2581 nucleotides. Its product is annotated as protein FAM53C-like. Bases 240 to 1478 code for a protein of 412 amino acids. Gene Ontology annotation, cellular component: nucleus. The record is from RefSeq and is a predicted model, not a curated record. Lineage: Eukaryota; Metazoa; Chordata; Actinopteri; Osmeriformes; Osmeridae. The transcript is spliced from 5 exons. Gene Ontology annotation, biological process: protein import into nucleus.
UGGGAAGGUCCAUCUUUACCCCGUGCAGCUUUUGGUUGCUAAGGAGACACGGAGAGCAGGAGAGGUGGUGGUGAUGAUGAUGAUGAUGACCAACAUGGAGGCUGAGUUUAAGUGAGGACUCUAGUGUCAGGCUGGCUGGUUGAGGUGCAGAGGGGACGCCACAAACCUCGCCAGGAGUCUGACUAGCGCACACACACACACACACACACCCUGUCCUUUCUGGAAUCCGGCUGGUCGCCAUGGUGACGCUCAUCACUGACCAGCUCCGCAGGCAGAGUUUAGACGAACCAUGUUAUCGCAGGGCUUUGUCUCUCAAUGUGUCAUUGCCUGAGGUGGGUAGCAGCCCGAAGAUGUCCUGGACUGGAUAUGGGCUGACUCCAGAGAGUGGGUGGUCCAAGCCCCAGCACCUGCAAGACCCCACAUCUGAUCCCCUGCCUCCCCCCAUCCCUGGGAGAGACCCCUUCUACUGGCCCCCCCUCCCCAGUCUCUCUGUGGCAGCACUGUGUCUGCAGAGCUCCCCUCCCCUAGCCCCUCAGAGCUACCCUCCCCCUCCUCCCCCAAAGCGACACUGCCGCUCCCUGUCCGUGCCCGAGGACCUGUCCCGCUGCCGCACUCCCUGGCGCCCCAGCGCCUCCAGGAUCUGGACCCCCGUCAAACGCCGCUGUCACAGCGGAGGAGGAGCCAGCGUCCUGGGUGGCCGGGCGGGCUCCGCUCCCCUGCGAGGCCCCUCCUCGUCCGUCACCUCCUCGUCCGUCACCUCCUCGUCCGUCACCUCCUCCAGCCCCACCUUCUUCAGCCUCGCCCUAUCCUCUGACUCCCCCCUGCCCUGGGCCUUCCCUUUGGACCCCUGGGACCCCUGGGACGGGCUCCGUGGGGGCUGUGCCUCCUUCUUCCCCACCCCCUCCUCCUCCUCCUCCCCGGCCCCGCCUGGCUCCUCCUCUCGGCCCCUCCUGCAGCGCCGGUUCUCCCUCUCCCCCAUGCACAUUCACCUGCCCCCCCAGGCCUCCCCUGCUCCUCCUCCUCUCACCCCUCACUGCCCUGGCCCUGGCCGGGACCCCCACGCCCCCUGGCCCUCCUCUGCCUGCAGCACCCCGGCCUCCUCCAGGCGAAAGCCCCACCCCGCCCUCCCUCGCUGCCACUCCCAGCCCUGCGACAUGAAGAAGCCCCGGCUGAAGAGACGCCACGACUCUGACAACUUGCCCUGCUCCAGACCGGGCCUGGACUUCAGCAAGAUGACCCAGAUCGCCAGUUGGGGGGGCCCUUCCCUGGGUGUCAUGCCCGCUCAGGGGGACCUGAAAGCAGCCUUCUUCCCUGCAGAGUCCCUGGGCCGGACCAGCAUCGGGCCAGUCAGCGAAAGCGAGGAGGAGGAAGAUGAGGAGGAAGAUAAGGGGUGUGUUGGAGUGGCAGAGGAAGGAGUUCAGAAUGUUUUCGAGAGAGACUGCACAGAAUUAGACUUGGAGCUGAUAGAGGAGAACUGAUGGGUGGUCCUAAUGGGUGCUUCUAGUGAGACUGGCUGCAUCCCUCACCCACAGCUUUCUGUCUGUCUGGGGCUGUUCCAUCACUGUCUGUCUGUCUGGGGCUGUUCACGUCACAGUCUGUCUGUCUGGGGAUGUUCACGUCACAGUCUGUCUGUCUGGGGCUGUUCACGUCACAGUCUGUCUGUCUGGGGCUGUUCACGUCACAGUCUGUCUGUCUGUCGGGGGCUGUCAUCACAGCCUGUCAUGUCAACAAUAAGCUACAGCCACAUCCUAACCAUAAUUCUCCUUUUCAAUGUUUAUUGAGUUUAUAAACUCCUAAAUAUAUGAGUAUGUAUGAGUUUAUUCUGUUACCCAAAACAUUCAGAGACACCAGUAGACAUGAAGUCUGGUUCAUAACUGGUAUUUCCAGUGAUAUGGGUUCUUGUGUACUAUUGUUGUAAACCUGCUGAUGUAGGUUGGUUGGGAUGAAUGUGUGUUGAGGAAGGAGGGGAAGCUGCUUCCCCAGAAUCACAAUAACCAAAUUUAGAUUUUUAUAACCAAACUCUGAGAAACAGACCUUGAACUAGAGGUGAAACUGGAAUGAUCUCAUGUGUGUUUCCUUAGCCAGCAAGGAGAGCCAUUCUUUGUGUGCUUGCUCAUCCUAAUCCUGUGCCUGUGUGUUUUUGAAGGAAUGGGCUUUAUCAGUGUUUUUAGAACACAUUCAUUAUCAAGACCCCUUCCCAUCCAUCACUGAAUGGAAUCAAAAUUGUACAUUGAUCAUGCCUUAAGAUGACGUUAAAUCAGUUGCUGUUUACUGGUGUUAAAGUUUUAUGGUUCUCUGUGAUCCGAUUGCUAGUGUCAUUGCCCUCCCAUAACCUGCACUGGAAUAGAUUAACAUUUACUGUAAGGAUGCUGCAGUCAUACCUGAAUUAGGGCACAAUGUUAUAAUGUACUGUACAGUGGCUCUGUGUGAGCCAGCUGGUUGACUGGGUGAGUGAAUGUGUGAGAUGAGUAGUGCGAGAUGUAGCCGUUCAGAGGCCUUGUGAGAGCAGAUUUUUACUGUAUGUUUUCAAGAUGGGAAAAUUCCUCUUACACAAUUUGUGUAAAAAUAAAGUUUAUUAGAG